Molecule: messenger RNA, 3790 nt
Organism: Syngnathoides biaculeatus (alligator pipefish)
Lineage: Eukaryota; Metazoa; Chordata; Actinopteri; Syngnathiformes; Syngnathidae
Exons: 3
Coding region: 1367-3031 (554 amino acids)
Biological process (GO): regulation of DNA-templated transcription
Molecular function (GO): RNA polymerase II cis-regulatory region sequence-specific DNA binding; DNA-binding transcription factor activity, RNA polymerase II-specific
Source: RefSeq, a predicted model, not a curated record
AUUGCUGGAUUAUUAACAAAUAUUGGAUCAUCUCAUGAGGCGAGGGGAGCACCGAGUUGGGGAAAUGAGUCCGAUCGUUGCACGGAUGCUUGCUUAGUUCUGGUCUUUCGUGCAGCCUGCGAACUCUUGUCAUGGAAAAAUACAGGGCCUCGACCCCACUAUGCACAUUGUCCCAUUAUUAUUGUUAUAUUAUUAGAGUCCUUAAAAGCGAAAUGAUCCCUCCCUGUCUCGUUCUCUGUCGAUUGUUUAUUUUAUAGUCGUUUUCAUAGUUGCAGUCCUGCAUUAACGAUGUCGUCCGUGUGGAAAUAACGUCCAAUUCCAUAAGCGCAGGAUAGUGUGGUGCAACGGUUUGUUGAAAUAAAAAAAGUGCUUUGAUGUUCAAAGUCUUCACCUGGGGCUCCGGGUGGGUACCUGCGAGCCGGUGCGGUGGCUAAGCCGACGGGUUAGCUUUGGCACCGCGGCUACGUAGCCAACACGCUAACGUCGACCGGAGCUGGCUAGCCAGUGAGGCCGCCAUUGAACGCCGGUGCCGCAGUCCAGCGACACCGGCGGAACGUGCUGAAUACAAAGUUUGAACCGAGCUGCGGUGUUUUUUUUUUUUUAAAGCUUAAAACGGUUAUUAAAAUACGAGAUGUGUUCAUGGGUUGUAGCGCUACCUGUGCGGUCGUUUCAACCGUAAAAACAACUUUUUACUAGCUUUCCCCUCCCUCGCUGUUAGUCAUCUUUGUCCUAGCUGAACUCUUAUUAGCUUGCUAUCUUUAACAUUAGCUUCCGAGACAGAGCCAGAUCCUAAAUAUUAUUAUAUUACUCGUUGUUUUUCAAAGAUAGAUCUUUGACAAGACGUUCGUGUUUUCUCACAUGGAAGACGCUGGGCGGUUGACUUAUUUGGACAUGGCUCGGGGCUUUGCCGCCUGCAUCCAAUGCGGUUUGGGGAGGGCGGAAGCUAAGUUGGCUUACGUUAGCUCGCGGCAGCCAUCUUAAGCGAGCAUUGUAGCUGCUGCGGUGGCACGACAAGAUGGCCUGUUAAUAAGCGCCGAAGAGGACCGUUUCCGUGUCGUCGACCUCGCCCUUGAUUCGCAUCGAAACAUUUUUCGCCACCCCUCAUUUUCGUUAGGUUUUCCCUGGCAUAUCGGAGCGUUCCUGUGAUCGCCACGGGAACAGAUCUGGCUCAACUCCUCUCUUUAUUUUUAUUUUUUUAUUAUUUCCCCCUCAAACAAGCAAUCAAUCAAAGACACUUGAGGUCUGCGCGCUGACAAACGGCACCGGCGCCGCGCUCGACCGAACCAGGAUCGAUACCCAGUUUCAUACGUAGUCGAGUUACCGUCCGGCAGAAAAAACGGAGGUCGUGGGGCUGGAGUGUGUGCUCAUGGCGGAGUCGGAGACUGAAUGUGACACGCCCGGCCUCGACACGCUUGGGUCGGAGUGCGUCAUAGCCCACAGCCAUGUCGACCUGCACUAUGGAGCCGAGACCGAAAUCAUGACCGAGGAGAAGCGCGGUCUGGAGUUGGAGAUCCACGGCACCGAACUCAAGAUCCAAGGGCUGGGGACGGACCUCGGCGCCGUGACGUGCGUGGACGCCAUCGUGGAGACGGACCACGAUUACAUCAAGGUGGAGCACGACGACAUGCACUGCUUCGCCGGCGCCGAGAUCAAGACGUCGUCGGGCGAGGCGCUCCUCGGGGAGGUGCUGCUCAAGGCCAACGAGCACGAGAUCAAAGUGGAGUCUGACCACGGCGGCGAGCUGACGGUGGAGUCCGAGAACGGCGUCAUCAUCCACGAGGCGCACGGCCUGCAGUGCAACGAGUGCGGCGAGAUCUUCGGCAGCAUCUCCGACCUGCACCAGCACUUUGAGAUCCACAAGGACCUCAACCCGUACAUCUGCGUCCACUGCGGCGAGAGCUUUGCGGUGGAGGCCAGUCUCAAGCAGCACAUGAAGAUCCACAUGAAAGAGAAGCCCUACGUGCCCCCGGGCGUGGAGAUCAUGGGCAAGGACGUGAUCGACGCCUUCAGCCUCAAGUCCCACCAGAUGAUCCACCUGCCCGACAAGCCGCACCGCUGCACCGAGUGCGGCAAGAGCUUCGCCGCCGCCAUCACCCUGCGCGAACACAUGAAGAUGCAUUCGGAAGACAAGCCCUACAAGUGCACCCAGUGCCGGAAGAGCUUCGUCCGCAGGAGGCACCUGAAGAAGCACCAGGAGGUCCACGCCCGCGAGAAGCCGUACACGUGCGGCCAGUGCGGCAAAGGCUUCGCCACCACCUCCAACCUGAAGCAGCACCAGAAGACCCACGCGGCCCACGCCGCCGUGGUGCUCAGCGAAAAGCCCCACCGCUGCGCGCAGUGCGGCAAGUGCUUCGCCGCCGCCGCCACCCUGCGGGAGCACCAGCGGGUCCACUCGGGCGAGAAGCCGUACAAGUGCAACAUGUGCCGGAAGAGCUUCGUGCGCAAGCGCCACCUGAAGAAGCACCAGCAGGUCCACGCCGGGGGCAAGCCCUACACGUGCAGGCACUGCAACAAGGGCUUCAACCACUCCUCGUCCCUGUCGCGCCACCACAAGACCCACUUGCAGGGGCCCGUGUUCUCGGCGCCCCAGCCCGGGAAGCCCAUGGCCUUCGGGAGCCCCCCCAAGCAGAGGGUCCACCUGCAGGGGGAGAAGCCCUACAUGUGCCACCACUGCGACAAGGGCUUCAACCAUUCCUCGUCCCUGUCGCGGCACCAGAGGGUCCACUCCGAGGGGAAGGGCUACACCUGCGGCCACUGCGGGAAGGUCUUCAACCACUCGUCGUCGCUGGCGCGGCACCAGAGGGUCCACCUGGAGAUCAAGCAGGAGGCGGCCCCGCAGUCGCCGCCGCUGCCCCUGCCGCUCCCGUCGGCCGAGCAGUACGGCGCCAUCCCCUCCCCCAAGGUCUUCCCCAACAACGCCUUCCCCAAGCAGCACCUCCUCUCCGAGAAGCCCUACCGCUGCACCCAGUGCGGGAAAGGCUUCAACCAUUCCUCCUCCCUCUCGAGACACCACCGGAUCCACUUGGAGUGAGCGCUCGGCAGACGAAACCCCCCGUCCCCCACCCUCCCGCGCGCUUCUCGUCUAACUCUUUACUGCCUCCGCCGCAAGACCAGUCAGGCUGACUCCUAUGGAUGUAAAUGUGGUCGGAAGACGGACGUGACUGGAAGGACUGAUUGGUCGUCGGCUUAGAUUUUUUUUUUUUGUUGUUUUUCUCGCUUGCGCAGGAACUCUAUUUUGAACACUUUUAAAAGGAAAUAAUGAAAUAAAAUAAAAAAUAAAAAAGUUCCCCAAUCUUUUUGGUUGAACCUCCGCUCAGAAAGCCACAGGAGCGCGUUCGACUCGGUUCGUUCGAUGCCGUCAACUCACCGGAACUCAAAACGAUUCAUCCCCCCCCCCCCCCACCCUUGUAAUCCUGUGUGAAGCAAAAUCCUCUGUAAAUACAUGUCGAUUUCUUUUAUAUAUGUAUAGGUGACUAGUGUGCUGUUCUCCCCCCCCCCCCCCCCCAAAAAGAAAAAUGACAUUUUUGAUAGUAAGACCGACUGAGGUUGUCCCACCCCACCCCCCGGCUCCCCCUUUUUCAGACUGAGUUUCGGGUGUUCAAAAAGCCGCAGUUGAAUUUGCCACAGUGUAUAUUUAUGAGGUUAUUUUCUUGUAUGUCGACCACGGCGCGGUAUUGUACAGAGAGCAAUAUUGGCUUGACGCCCCCCCGACGCAAUAACUUUCGCCCGCGAGACAAUUCCUGAAAGAAUAAAAAACACCUUCUGGUUAGCAUAUUCCACCAGUCUCCUU